Messenger RNA from Canis lupus familiaris (dog), 9347 nucleotides. It is a transcript of the gene CECR2, whose product is annotated as CECR2 histone acetyl-lysine reader. The transcript has 19 exons. Gene Ontology annotation, cellular component: CERF complex. The record is from RefSeq and is a predicted model, not a curated record. Gene Ontology annotation, molecular function: protein binding. Gene Ontology annotation, biological process: chromatin remodeling. Lineage: Eukaryota; Metazoa; Chordata; Mammalia; Carnivora; Canidae. Bases 1 to 4392 code for a protein of 1463 amino acids.
AUGUGCCCGGAGGAGGGCGGCGCGGCCGGGCUGGGCGAGCUCCGCUCCUGGUGGGAAGUCCCGGCCAUCGCGCACUUCUGCUCGCUCUUCCGCACCGCUUUCCGCCUGCCCGACUUCGAGAUCGAGGAGUUAGAAGCAGCUCUUCACAGAGAUGAUGUAGAGUUUAUCAGUGACCUGAUCGCCUGCCUGCUUCAGGGCUGCUAUCAACGAAGGGAUAUCACGCCUCAGACAUUCCACAGUUACUUAGAGGACAUCAUCAACUACCGCUGGGAGCUUGAAGAAGGGAAACCCAACCCUCUGAGAGAAGCCAGUUUCCAAGACCUGCCCCUUCGAACUCGUGUGGAAAUCCUGCACCGCCUCUGUGAUUAUCGGCUAGAUGCAGAUGAUGUGUUUGAUCUUCUCAAGGGUCUGGAUGCAGACAGUCUCCGUGUGGAACCAUUGGGCGAAGACAGUUCCGGAGCACUCUAUUGGUAUUUCUAUGGAACACGAAUGUAUAAGGAGGACCCGGUUCAAGGAAAAUCCAAUGGAGAACUCACGUUGAGCAGGGAAAGUGAAGGACAAAAAAGUGUCUCCAUUGUUCCUGGGAAAACAGGAAAAAGAAGAGGAAGACCCCCAAAACGUAAGAAACUUCAGGAGGAGAUUAUAGUGAGUGAAAAGCAGGAAGAAAACUCCUUGGCAUCUGAGCCACAGACAAAAAAUGGGCCAGGUCAAGGCACUUGGUGGCUCCUGUGCCAAACAGAAGAAGAAUGGAGACAGGUUACUGAGAGUUUUCGGGAGAGGACCUCCCUUCGAGAACGGCAGCUCUAUAAGCUCCUCAGUGAAGACUUCCUGCCUGAGAUCUGCAACAUGAUUGCCCAGAAGGGAAAGCGUCCACAGCGCAUAAAAGCACAGUUGCAACCUAGGUGGAUGUCUGACCACCUGUCCAUCAAAUCCAUCAAGCAAGAGGAGACCCCUGUACUUACCAGAAUAGAAAAGCAGAAGCGCAAAGAGGAGGAAGAAGAACGUCAGAUUCUUCUGGCAGUGCAGAAGAAGGAGCAGGAGCAGAUGUUAAAGGAGGAGAGGAAGCGAGAGCUGGAGGAAAAAGUCAAGGCAGUGGAAGAUCGAGCAAAGAGAAGAAAGCUCAGAGAAGAAAGGGCAUGGCUGCUAGCCCAAGGGAAGGAGCUCCCCCCAGAACUUUCCCAUCUGGACCCUUAUUCCCCCAUGAGAGAAGAAAAAAAGACUAAAGACAUCUUUGAGUUGGAUGAUGAUUUCACUGCCAUGUAUAAAGUUCUAGAUGUGGUAAAGGCUCACAAGGAUUCCUGGCCCUUUUUAGAACCUGUGGAUGAGUCGUAUGCCCCAAACUAUUACCAGAUUAUUAAGGUCCCCAUGGAUAUUUCAAGCAUGGAGAAGAAACUGAAUGGAGGUUUAUACUGUACCAAGGAGGAGUUUGUGAAUGACAUGAAGACUAUGUUCAGAAAUUGUCGAAAAUAUAAUGGAGAAAGUAGUGAAUAUACCAAGAUGUCUGAUAAUUUAGAGAGGUGUUUCCAUCGGGCAAUGAUGAAGCAUUUUCCUGGUGAUGACGGAGACACAGAUGAAGAAUUCUGGAUCAGAGAGGAUGAAAAGCGAGAGAAGAGACGUAGCCGGGCUGGACGAAGCAGUGGAAGCCAUGUCUGGACCCGCUCCAGGGAUUUGGAAGGGCCCAGCAAGAAGCAACAGCCAGUGGAGAAUGGAGGAAAGUCAUUGCCACCUGCACGGCGAGCUUCUUCUUCUGGGGAUAAUCAUAGCAGCAGUUCCUCACAACUCCCUCGGGAGGUGGGCACUUCAAAUACCCGAGGCUUUUCUCGUCCCCUACAUUAUGGUGGGAUGCCCAACCAGGCACCCCUUUUAAACCAGAUGAAGCCAGCAGUACCAGGAACAUUUGGCCCUCUUCGAGGAUCAGAUCCUGCCAAUUUAUAUGUCUCCUCUAGGGUCCCAGAACCACACCCUGGAGAACCUAUACAGCAGCAUCAGCCUUUUGCCAUGCAGCCUCCAGUUGGAAUUAACAACCACCGAGGACCCAGGCUAGGGACACCAGAAGAGAAGCAAAUGUGUGGGGGGCUGACACACCUUACUAACAUGGGAUCACAUCCUGGAUCCUUACAGCUUAGGCAAAUGGGUGGCCCCAGUCAGGAUGGAAAUAUUUAUCCCCCUACUCAAUUCCAGUCAGGAUUUAUUCCUCCUAGGCAUGGUGGGGCUCCAACUCGACCCCCAGACUUUACUGAAAGCUCAGAAAUUCCUCCCAGUCACAUGUACCGAUCAUACAAGUACCUGAAUCGAGUACACACUGCUGUCUGGAAUGGGAACCAUGGUGCUACAAAUCCAGGAACCUUGGGCACAGAUGAGAAGCCCCCCAUGGGGCCAGGACCCUCUCACCAGCCUCGUACUCUUGGUCAUAUGAUGGAUUCUCGAGUGAUGAGACCUCCUCUCCCCACAAACCAGUGGACUGAACAAUCAAGCUUUCUACCUCAUGGAGUUGCUUCUUCAGGGUAUAUGCGACCACCCUGUAAAUCUGGUGGACAUCGGUUACAGCCACCUCUGGCCCCAACGCCAAGUUCUCUUUUUGGAGCACCCUCCCAGGCUCUGCGAGGGGUACAAGGAGGGGACUCCAUGAUGGACAGCCCAGAGAUGAUUGCCAUGCAGCAACUUUCUUCCCGAGUUUGCCCACCAGGUGUGCCUUACCACCCCAGACAGCCUACACCCCCCCAUUUACCUGGCCCUUUUCCACAGGUAGCUCACUCAGCAUCAGUAAGUGUGUCAGCCCCCAAGCCUACCUUGAGGAACCCUGGGAGGACACAGGAGAACAGUGAAACACAAGAGCCUGAGAAUGACCGAGCAGAUCCCUUGCCUGGGCUUGAGCAGAAACCACCAAACAUUGGUGCUUCAGAGGGAAUUUACCUCAAACAACUACCUCACCCUACACCUCCCUUGCAGACCGACUGUACCAGGCAGAGCUCGCCACAGGAAAGGGAAACAGAGGGCCCAGAGCUCAAAAGCGACUCCUCAGAAUCUGGAGAAAACUGUAAAGCAACAAAGAGCAAGAAUGCCUGGCCCCCAGAGAGCAACUAUACCAGCCCAGCCACUCAAGGAUGUAUGCAAGACCUCUCCACUCUGGCAGAUAGAGGGGUUCUAGCUGAAAAUGGAGUGAUUGUUGAAGCAUCCCCUUGUGGAUCAGAGGGGAAGGGCCUUGGUGGUAGUGAUUCAGAAAAGCCACUCUGCCCCAGAGGCAAAACGCUACAGGAAACCAUGCCAUGUACAGGACAGAACCCUGCUACACCUCCCAACACAGACCCCAAUUUGCUGGGGGGCACCGUAAGCCAGUUUUCUCCCUUAUACAUGCCUGGCCUGGAAUACCCAAAUUCAGCCACACAUUACCACAUCAGUCCAGGUCUGCAAGGUUUGGGCCCCAUGAUGGGAAGUAAACCCCCAAUAUCCCAUCCUCAGCAUUUUCCCCCUAGGGGCUUUCAAUCUAAUAACUCUCAUUCUGGAGUCUUUCCCCGGUAUCGUCCCCACCAAGGAAUGAGGUAUUCCUACCAGUCACCGCCUCAGCCUUCCUACCAUCACUAUCAGCGAACUCCUUAUUAUCCGUGUCCGCAGGGCUUUUCUGACUGGCAAAGACAUAUUCAUCCCCCAGGAAGCCCAAGUGGGCUCCCACCUAAUCCACCUCCCCCACCAAGGCCCCUCUUCUCAGAUAAGAGUACCUUGGCUAAUCUGCAAGGCUGUGAGACACUGAAUGCUGCCUUAACUUCCCCAACCCAAAUGGAUGUGGUGGCUGCUAAAGUAGUCUCAACUGAUGGGCAGAAUCCUGGUCCAGAGGAAGAGAAGCUGGAUGAAUCGAUGGAGAGGCCAGAGAGUCCAAAAGAAUUUUUAGACCUGGACAACCAUAAUGCAGCUACCAAGCGGCAGAGCUCAUUGUCAACCAGCGAGUACCUUUAUGGAACUCCUCCUCCACCUCUGAGUUCAGGAAUGGGAUUCGGUUCAUCUACUUUCCAACCCCAUGGUGUGAUGCUACAGACAGGGCCUCCUUACACACCUCAGCGGCCAGCCAGUCAUUUCCAGCCUAGGCCUUACUCUUCCCCUGUGGCUCCUCACCCACCUCAUCAUCCAGUGGCUGCCCAGCCCAAUGGCCUCUCUCAGGAGGGCCCUAUCUAUCGCUGCCAGGAGGAGGGCCUGGGUCACUUUCAAGCUGUAAUGAUGGAACAGAUUGGCACUGGAAGUGGAAUAAGGGGACCUUUCCAGGAAAUGUAUAGGCCUUCAGGAAUGCAAAUGCAUCCAGUCCAGUCACAGUCCUCGUUCCCAAAGACCCCAACACCAGCAACAUCACAGGAAGAGCUGACACCACAUAAGCCCCCAACACUUCCUCUUGAUCAGAGUUAGUCCAAGGACGAAAUAAACCCCAAGGAAACAGAAAGCUGCACAUGAAGACUGGAACAUGGAGAAUUUAGGGAAAUGAUCCCUGCCCAUCUCUGUUCCUGUUAGCCUGCCACACCCCUUCACAGUGCAUCACGUCCUGCCAUCCAAGAGCUGAAGCCUUUCCCAGAGCCUUGGAAGCAUACUUCUUAGACUAACACCAAUUUACAGGGGUCCUUGGUUGGGGAUCUCUCGUAUGGCCAAUAGUCGAGAACAAAUUGAACUGAAAUUAGUAAUGGCUUGUCUAAGUCCUGAGACUCUUGUUCAGGGAAAAUUAUCUUAACCUUGGGGGAGGGGGGGUCAUACUUAAGAAUGGAGUGGUGCUUGUAAACUUUCAUGAGCAGCUAACUCAGGUAUAUAUUUGGGGAAAGGACUACUCGUAGUAUUAAUGUGUUUGGAGCUGGGUCCAGUUUACAGAAUUUUCAUGUUGCCUUUUAAAAAUAAUUUUUGUUGUUGGUGGUGAAUGUAUUGUAAAUAAGUGGGAAGGGUGGGUGGGGAUGUGGAAGAAAUGGAAGUCCUAACUGUGGUGGGCAUGCAGCACUAGAGUGAUCCUUAUCUGUUUACAAUCAUGUCACACUGAAUACUUUUGGGAGCUGGAGAAGAGGGUAGGAAAAGUUUACUCUUGUAAAAUGUCACUGUUUCCUCAGUGGCCAGCAGUCCCUUGUGAGUUGAAGGCCUCCUUUCUAAGCAGCACGAGAGGGUGCCAUUGCACUGCCCCCUGAUUGUUGAGUUUCUGAGUUUGGAGGCAGAGUGCUCUCACACAGCCUACCAGAGGCAUCAGCCUAGAAGGCAGGCUGCUCUCUCAUCCAGUGGCCCAAUCCCUGGAUUUCAGAGAGCGGUGCCCUUCCUGAUUUGCCAUCAGCCCUACCAGAUAGGUGUAAACCAGUAUCAGGAAUUCGGAUCACUAGUGUUUUGCUUAUUAGAAUAUAAAAUGAAUCGUCCUCUUCACAGACCUGCCAGGACUGUGAACUGGUAGACAUCACACAAAGCUUUCUGGCACGAAUCACAUUUUGUGGAAGUGACUACUCAGGUUUGUAUAUGUUAGUAUCAAUAAAGAAAUUGCACAGUUUUGAAUAGGAAAAAUGUAUUCUAUAGAUUUACAGUUUGAAUUUAGGAAUUUCAAUAUAUAUAGUUUGAAUUCAUUUUAAGUGAAUCAUAGUAAAAUAAGUCAUGGUGAUUUAAAAUAGCUUUCAGGAACGAGUUCUUGGAAAUCAUUUGUCAUAUCUAUGAUAGGAAACAAUUUUACAGUAUUAAAUUACUUUGUUACAGUUUUAGAAGUGAAUUACACUGGAUUGUCCUGUUUAGCAUUCUAUAUUUGAUUUUAGCUGAGAUACCACCAAAGUUAGGACUCCUAUGUUUUAAAGUUUUUAAUAUCCCACAAAGAAAACAAAAAACUAAGGAAAAAUGCCCUGAGAUUACAGAUUUUUGUAAAGAAUAGCAUAUAUUAAGCAUGCCUUUGGGAUAGUAGAUAAGCUUCCAUAUAAUAUCAAUCUGCCCUAGUUUCUUACAAAUUCAGCCUUGUGAGGGUCCAUUAGAAUCUUUCUCUCCAAUUCCAGUCCUUGAUGAAACGUGGAACUAUCAUGUUUAAAGUUUGCUAAGCCUAUGCUAUUAGGAAAAGAAACAAAUUAGAAACAUCCAUGUUAAACAGAUGGAACCCAAGACACCAGCUCCGGUGUAAAGGAAAUUCAUACAAAUAAGGGAAUGCUAAUUGACCUGGCAUUGUGGCUUAAGGCUCAGGCAGGAGCCUUUAAGAUAAAAUGCACAAAAAUGUGAAUUUUUUCAGUUUUAAAUUUGGUGUGCUUUUUAAGUGGAGUGAGUUUUGAGGUUGUGUUCUCAUUUGGUCCGAAUUCUUGUUAGAAACUAUCACUGGCAUAAUCUGGUUUGGAAGAAUGAAGGGGUCAGCGCUGUCCCUGCAGGAAGAACAGAUUUGAUGGUUCAGCUCUUGAGCUAGUGUGAGUUAACAUGGCCGAUGCAUUACUACUUCUGGUUUUAUGUCUGCAUAGAAGCAGGGAGGAGAGACCAACUGGUCUUUACGGCUGGCUCGGGUCUGGUUAGAGCUGGUCUGGACCCAGAGCAUCUCGCUGCUGACAGCCUUUCUCUUCUCCCAUGAAAGUUGGUUUGAGUGAGAGGCCUUUAGCUGCUGCCUAACUAGGAUCACAGCGACAGGUUCUGUUCCCCUGGUGCUGAGGUUGGAGGCCUUGCUUUGUGCUGAAUGACCCUGGGGCCUGGGGAGGAGUGGACCAUAAGCAAUAGUUGGGCUGACCUGUCCCACUCUGCUCGAGGUAACCUUUUCUCCUCACUCUCCCAGCCUCUUAGUCCGUUACUGUCGCUAGACAGAAGCUGUGAACAAUAUUAGGAAGAAAUCUGUAGAUUCUUUUAUCCUUAACCUCCCUUCUUUAGGAUGUAGAGAUGUGAGGAAAUAUUAAGGAAGAACAAUAUCAAGGGUUGAACUACUGUAUCUUACCAUAACUCUGGGAACGAGGGCAGCAGCAAAUGUGGCAGCCUUGUUGCAUCCCAUGUGGGAGUUGGGUCAUGCAUUACAGGUACCAGCGCUUCAGCCCUUGUCUGCUACAUCCUGAACUUUUACUGGUCUUUGAAGUGCAGAUCUGCUAAAAGUCGUCAGGAGCUACAAGAUUGCAGGAACACAUGUGACGUUGAGCUGCUGUGAGCCACGGAUCUGCUCUUCCCAACCCCCAACAGCACCUUUUCUUCUCUCCCGUCUUUCUGUUCUGGCACUUGUGAAGUGUCUUAAGCAGAUGCACAUGCAUUUGCCAUCUUCUCCAUGAGGGGAUGAUGGUUAGCAAAUCACUGUAUAACUAGCAAGUAGUGUGUGAGGAGGUCCUAAAAAUGAUGUGCUGUCGGCCUAGAAGGACUUUGACAGGGUGGGUCACUGCCACCUUGUCCAUGUGCCAGCUCUCAGGAGUCCCCAGCAGGGUUAGCUGGGAGCCACGAGUAAUGAGGAAACCCUGACACCUGUUUGAUUUAACAGAUGUGGCUAGCCUUUGUUAGAGUCGUUAUUAAGUUAGAAUCUUUUUUUCCCCUAAGAUCCAAGAGACAUAAACGACCCAGAAAAAAGUAAAGCUUUUUGGAAGGUUUCUGGUUUGGGGUUUUUUUUUCCCCUCAGAGUCUGUUUGUUUAAAAAGUAGCUGUUGGCUGAAAUUUAUUGUGGUAGAUGCAUGUGAAGAGUAGUAAGUAAGGCCAAAAUGUGCAGAUUCUUUUUCAUAAAACUUCUUCUAUCCCACUUUCUAAAAAUAAAAUUAAAAGCCACUCUGCCCCUCCUUAAUCACGUCGGACACGUUCUGGCAGUGCACGUGAGCUUCUUAUUCAUGUUUCUUUAUUCUCCAUGAGCCCAAGUCAGACUGCUCUCAAAAAGGCAAAACUCAUGCUCAUCUUUAGUUUUAUGUUUAUUGAAAACCUGAAGACCUGUAGUGUGUGUGUGCACCUUAGUUCACUCAGACCUUAGCUUUCAGUGUCGAUUCAUCAUGGCACUCAGACCUUGAAAGUGCUUCUCAUGACUAACCAUCAGGUGUCAUUCCCCCAUGGCAUUUGUCUGCUGUAUUCUUAUUUAUGGUGAUUCCUACUGGAGUCAAAGAGAAUGCUAAGUGCUGUCCAAAACACACAAAAUCCCAGUGUUGCUGUCAUCACAGAUGUCAGAAACAAGCUCCCGACCCAUACGACUUGGUUGAAUUUUUCUUCCUUUUUUUCUCUUUAAUGGAAGUUCAAAUUUAUAAAUACUACUGUACUACUCUCAAGACCUAAUUUGAAAUUUCACAGGAAGUCUUAACCCAGCAGUCCCAAGGACAGUUACAUAGUGUCAGAAUGCUGACAUACUUUCAGAACAACUAUUUUCAAAGAAAUGAAAGGCUUAGAGUUUUCUAGCAUGGUUGCUGUUCCCCCUAUGGUUAUCUGUCCGCCCAUUCACCCCUGCUCAGUCUGCAGCGACCUCCAUGGAGGAAGUCAGCUCAUGUGUGUGUGAGUCCAGGACAGUUCUCCUUUGGGGGUUUCUGGAAUGCAGUGUUCCUGCUGAGAGCUUUCUGUUCACCACUCCUGGGAGAAUACUGGGCAUUGUGUUGAGCACGCAGAGGCUUUUAUUCCUGGGCUCACAUCACUGUCUAGGAACUACAAAUAUGAUUGAGACUUGCUGCAUAAGAAGAAACCCCUUUUCCUGUCUUGGUGGGUUGGACUCUCUCUUUAAUUUGGAACCUUAGGACACCAAGCCUUGCCCUGCUUUUAAUUCUGUUAAUUAAGUUAACAGAACUUGAGUGGACAUUUCUGCAUCCCAUCUCUCACGUGAAGCUGUGACACAAGCUUUGUCUCCAGGUUAGGUGUUCAUCUGUCUCUGCUUUGUAGGCCUUUGCGAAACAGAAAUCUAGGAGGGCUGUCGCCCCAGAUAGUCAAUGUUUCUCACUGUAUACCACGGGACUGACUGAACUUUGAUAUGUAGAAAUGGCUAAUAACCAACUGACUUCCUGCAUGGGUUUUGAAAAAGGGUGGGAUGGGGUUGGGAACAGGGGGUGUGGAUAUUGAGUAAAUUAUUGAAAUGCUGAACCCCAUUGAAUAUCCUUUGUGUGACCCUGUUUGCCUAGCUGGGACUCGGGUACCUCACUCUCCUGGGAGCCCAGGCCAGUCUCCACCACACAGUGUCAGGGAUUCUUUCCUUCUGCUGCAAAAGCCGUGUGAACUUUCCUGGCCAGUACUGGAAAGGGGAAUGCUAUUUAUUUUUAUAUUGUGUAUAUUUUGUCGUGGUCUGCUGAUUCCCUGUUUCACUGAGAGCGACACUUACCUCAGUAGUUAGUUCGAUACUGUGUGUUGGAUAAUUUUUUAAAAGAACUUUUUAAAAAGCUUUUUGAUCCUCAGAGGUCUGUAGAUUUAUUUCCAUAUGAACUGGUUAUUUUGUAUAAAGUACAUUCUUAAAAUAGCAA